AUGGUCUCCUCUCCUCCCUCACCCACAACGACCGGAGCAAUGUCCGCUAUCCACGGCAACAACAACAACAGCAGCAAUAGCAGCAGCAGCAACAGCGGCGGCGGCCCCCCGCCGAUCCUCAAGUCCUCACCCCCCGUUCGCAUCCUCCCCUCGCAGCUCGCGCGCAUUUAUUCCUUCGCCCACCCCGCGGCCGUUCUCUUGGGAUUCGCCGUCCGCUUCCCCCAACUCGUCAACGAUCCCGUGUCGGAGAUGUUAAACGCGCUUCCGUUCCUGGCCGCCAGUCAGGUCGUGUUUGCGAUCAUCUGUCUCCCACCGGCGGGCGGGUCGCUUGACAACACCCUGGGCAACAGCUCCUCCGGUGCGACCCCUUCCGGAACAAGCUCCAGCUCGAGCAACAUCAUUCUCCGUCCGGGACGGCCUGCGCGUCGCAAGGGCGGUGGUGGUGGAAGCGGCGGCGCGGGCGCGGGCGUAGGGGGUGGGGUGCUGGGUGGAUUGGGAGGGAAGGUUAUUCCUUCACUCCUCGCCCUCAUCCUGACGGCCCUCCUGGCCACCCCGGUUCUGGCCAUCCUCCUCGUUCUCUUCGGCGCCCCGUUCACCACGCAUCAUGCCCAGACGGCGCUCUGUGCGGCGCAUAUGGCUCUCCUGGCGGCCGUGCCCUUGGUUUACGUGCAUGGGGUUGAUGGGGCGGUCUGGAGGGAGGUCUGGGGCGCCGGUCGGCCGGCUGAUGCCGUGUGGGGGGCGGCGUUGGGGACUUGCGUUGGGGCUUGGUUGGGCGCGGUGCCUAUUCCAUUAGACUGGGACCGUCCGUGGCAAGCCUUCCCCAUCACCAUUCUGGCAGGCGCGUACUUGGGAUUCGCGGCGGGGACUCUUCUCGGCCGCACCAAGUGGGUGUACGGCAAGCGCCUGCGGUUCGCCGAGGAGGGCGAACUCGCGGACAAGAAAAGGGAAUAA
Messenger RNA from Aspergillus brunneoviolaceus CBS 621.78, 951 nucleotides. Its product is annotated as PIG-F family protein. Lineage: Eukaryota; Fungi; Ascomycota; Eurotiomycetes; Eurotiales; Aspergillaceae. The transcript has 3 exons. Gene Ontology annotation, cellular component: endoplasmic reticulum membrane. The coding region runs from base 1 to 951 and encodes 316 amino acids. The record is from RefSeq and is a predicted model, not a curated record. Gene Ontology annotation, biological process: GPI anchor biosynthetic process.